UUGCAGUAGCCCACUGUGGCUCAGUGGGCUACUGCGUUGAUCUUCAGAUCAGAGGAGCACUGGUUUGAGUCCCACUGCAGUCUGCAUGUCAUUGUGUCCUUGGACAAGACACUUCAGCCCAGAUUGCUCAUGUGGGGAUUGUCCACUAUACUUAAUGUAUAUAAGUCGCUUUGGAUAAAAGUGUCUACCAAAUGACAUGUGAUGGAAUAUUAUACAUCUCAUUCUAUUUUGUUAAUCUUGAUGAUGCUCUCCUGUUAGGAUUAAAGGUGUCAGUCCAAAGGUGAUGAAGAUGGUUCACAUGUUGAGGCUGAGGAAGAUCUUCAGCGGGACCUUUGUCAAAAUCAACAAGACCUCAGUAGCAAUGAUGAAGAUGCUGGAGCCUUAUGUGGCCUGGGGAUUUCCCAACUUGAAGUCUGUUCGUGAGCUCGUCCUGAAGAGAGGACAGACUAGGGUUGGCCGGAGGAGAGUUCCUCUCACAGACAACACCUUCAUUGAGCAGCACAUGGGUGAGUUUCUUCCUCAGCCACAUGAUGAUGGCAGGCUCACCACCAGCACACGCAUCAGCAGGGCUCAACGCUAACUUUUUAAAGUGGU
This is a messenger RNA of Notothenia coriiceps (black rockcod), 594 nucleotides long. Its product is annotated as 60S ribosomal protein L7-like 1. Lineage: Eukaryota; Metazoa; Chordata; Actinopteri; Perciformes; Nototheniidae. The coding region runs from base 284 to 580 and encodes 98 amino acids. The transcript has 2 exons. Gene Ontology annotation, molecular function: structural constituent of ribosome; RNA binding. Gene Ontology annotation, cellular component: cytosolic large ribosomal subunit. The record is from RefSeq and is a predicted model, not a curated record. Gene Ontology annotation, biological process: maturation of LSU-rRNA from tricistronic rRNA transcript (SSU-rRNA, 5.8S rRNA, LSU-rRNA).